AUGGAAUCGCUCGUCUAUGAGAACUCGCCUUUGGCGGACUACCUCCAGGGGGAAGGCGAACACGACCCAAACUGGCCUGUCAAGGAGACAGACCAUAGCGAUGAUUUCUCCGACUCUACGGCUGCGGAUUUUGCCCCACGAGGAGUUUCGAAAUUCCAGGAGCGUAUUCGGAAUAAACUACCCAAGCCCCUUGACCGGAAAGUCUCGCGACAGCGGGCAGCUCUGGGUCGACUCUAUGAUGUUUGCACGUCUGCUCUGAACUCUCGCGUUGGACGAAGCGACAACGAAAGAUUCCUGGAACAGUUCGGCUAUGUCAUCGUUGCGUCUCAGCUGCUGAACGAACACUCUGCGCCCUCUUACACAUCAGCUGCAGAUGUGAUGUCUACGGCUCUUCCAGCAGACCUUCCGUCUAUCUCCACCACGUUUGGCAUACAAGGUGCUGUUGUCACGGCCUCGACUUCUUUCUCCGUAGCUUGGUUGUUACAUUGGAGCCGGUCUCGAACCUCGUCUGGUCUUAACCCUCGGAAAGUCGGAGUUUUGUUGGUUCUCGUGCCUGUAAUUGGGGUUCUGUUUUAUGCGUUCGCCAAGCGACAGUGGCUUAAAUAUUUGCGUCAUCAAGCUGUUGACGCAGCUGUGACUUUUAUCAGCAACGCUCAAGGGUUUGACUCUGCCGCUUCCGCAUCGGUUGUAUUCAUACAGGAAACGCAAACGCGACGAUGUCUGAGACUGCGCCGAACUGUGUCGGAGUCGUUCUAUCUCAUGCUAGGCCAGUACAUCCGGGCCCAACAUACCCUACGCCCACUUACCGAUGCCGCCAACCUCGCCAAGUAUUACGAUAUCUACGAUAUAUCAGAGGAGGAGCUUAUGGAGGCCCAGGCAGCGUUCGAUGAGCGAGCCACCGAAGAUCAGUACUCUCUACGCGCCCUUCGCACACUUUUCGGAAGGCUUUACAUCGUGAGAAAGAGCAUCCUCUGUUGUCUUCUCGCGCUCGGCGCGGAUGGCGGCGGGUCCGAUAUUGCUAGAUGGACCACGGCAGUUGAGCAGAUGCGGGACCUGGCCCAUGUGACCGGCGAGAACAUCCACAAGAUGACCAACAUCCUCAACGAGGACGAUCGUAAGUACCACUCCUCAACAGAAUCCAUGCCAGAGCUAAUCAUCGUGCCAGGUGAUGUCAUCCCCCCUUCUCCGCUACCAACAGCUUCGCCCAACAAGGACAAUCUCCGUGCACAAUACCGAAAUAUCAAUUCGCUCUCCCAGGGAAUUCGUGCGCUUCACGCAAAGAUGCACAUCCUCAAGGAGGCAUCUAGCUCUAAUCUCGAGCGACCGGAUGCUGGUGAAUUCGAGGCGAGCCUCAUGCCUCAGUAUGAAUCGAUUGGAGCGGACAUUAGAAGCCUUCUCCAGGAGUGGGAGUCGGGCAAAUCCGCAUUGAUGAGUAGUUUGGAAAAACCCGCAAAUCCGGAAUUUUCGCGACCCUCGAGCUUUUUGAAAACACCCCUGUCACCCACACCCAGCCUUGGGGGCUCCACUGCAGUCGAGGGCAGCCCUGCAGACGCCCUUCGAGCGUUGACUGGCGAAACCACAGAUCCCAGCAUCGUUCAUACACUAGAUGAUGAGGAGGAAAUUUUUGAAGCUGUAGCUCUUCCGGCUCGGAACAAGAGGAUGUCAUUAACCCGAGAAGAACGAAUCGCGCGAGUCAAGGAAGAUAGAGCACGACAAGCAGCCGCUCGGGAGCGCACUGAUGCCAAUACAAACAUGCUCAAGGAGCUAGAAAUGGUAAUCAAGCAACGACCUCGUACCACGAUAGCUGCGAAACACACGCCGCUAUCCUUCCUACGCACUCAAUUCCUUCUGUCAGUUCUUUACGACUUUCAAUUCUUCACGAUCCUGCUUUCACCUGCUAACCACUACCUACUUAUCUCAGCCUCUCCUCAUCUUCCUCUUCUCCUUCUCAUUAGCUUCUCACCGUACUCACAUACCAUCACAUCAAAAGUGAGCGUCACAAGCUGCAAACUGGUUCAAGAUUGUAUGCUAACAACUUUUUCAGUGCUUGAAGCUCGCCUAGAACAAGCCAGUCUCCUGAAGCGCGUCGUCGACGCCAUCAAGGACCUGGUCCAAGACUGCAACUUCGACUGCAAUGACUCCGGUAUCUCACUUCAGGCCAUGGACAACUCCCAUGUCGCUCUUGUCUCCAUGAUGCUCAAGGCCGAGGGAUUCUCCCCCUACCGUUGCGACCGUAACAUUGCCCUCGGUAUCAACCUGGUCUCCCUGACCAAGGUCCUGCGUGCCGCCCAAAACGAAGACAUUCUCACUCUCAAGGCUGAGGACUCUCCCGAUGCCGUCAACCUGAUGUUCGAGAGUGCCGAGACGGAUAGACUUAGCGAGUAUGAUAUCAAGUUGAUGGACAUUGACCAGGAGCACCUGGCCAUCCCGGAGACAGAGUACGCUGCUACGGUAGAGAUGCCGGCAGCAGAGUUCCAGCGUAUCUGCAGGGAUCUGAAUGCUCUCUCUGAGUCCGUUGUCAUUGAGGCCACGAAGGAGGGUGUCAAGUUCUCCUGCCAGGGUGACAUUGGCAGUGGCUCCGUCACCGUCCGUCAGCACACCAACGUCGAGAACCCCGCACAGAACGUCUCCAUCUCCCUCACCGAACCCGUCGCCCUCACUUUCUCUCUCAAGUACCUCGUCAACUUCUGCAAGGCUACCAACCUGUCGAACAAGGUCACCCUGUGCCUGUCGCAGGAGGUGCCGCUCCUCGUUGAGUAUGGCCUUGGUAGCGGUCAUCUGAGAUUUUACCUGGCUCCCAAGGUACGAUGA
This is a messenger RNA of Aspergillus eucalypticola CBS 122712, 2811 nucleotides long. RefSeq lists its product as uncharacterized. The transcript has 7 exons. Gene Ontology annotation, biological process: translesion synthesis; regulation of DNA replication; leading strand elongation. The record is from RefSeq and is a predicted model, not a curated record. Bases 1 to 2811 code for a protein of 936 amino acids. Lineage: Eukaryota; Fungi; Ascomycota; Eurotiomycetes; Eurotiales; Aspergillaceae. Gene Ontology annotation, cellular component: PCNA complex. Gene Ontology annotation, molecular function: DNA polymerase processivity factor activity; DNA binding; myosin binding.